AUGCUAGGGCAUUCAAUGGACGAAGAGGAUGACGGCAUCGUGGAGUCCAACGGCUGCGAUGGGCCAGGGCUCGCUGGGCCGAUCCUCAUUGUGGGGAACUACUGCCACGACACGAUCAUCACUCGAUCCUCGCGCACCGAUACCCUGGGCGGAUCGGCGGGUUACCUGGUGAAUGUCCUCGACGCUCUUGGCGUGGAAUCGGAGGUAAUCUCCAAGGUCGGCCCGGAUUUCGCCUAUCGGUCUAGGGUAUCGCAUCCGCCAGUGGUUGUCGAGCGAUCGGCGACGACGCACUUCGUGGCGGAUUACACAGGCGCCGAGGAUGAAGAUCGCGUGCUGCGAGCGGUCAAGAUGUGCGAUCCAAUUGUCUCGUCGGAUUUCGGCGGCGCUCGGCGGAGCCGCUAUGGGAUCGGCCUGGCAGCGGGCGUCGCCGGCGAGAUUCUGCCCGAGGCGCUGGAGAGGAUUAUCAAGCUGUGCGAUCGGGUGAUCGUGGAUCUCCAGGCGCUCAUCCGGCUCAUCGAUCCGGUGACGGGAGUGGUCAAAUAUCGCAAGCUCGAGGACACGGAGUUCUAUGGGAUGCUAGACAGGGUUUCUUUCGUCAAGGCGGCCCAGUCCGAGGCCAAGUACAUCGAUCUGGAGAACGCUCGCCAAAAGACGUGUGUGAUCGUCACAAACGGUGACAAAGGCAGCACGGUCUACAUCAAGAGCAACGAGUAUCACGUCCCGGCGUUUCCGGCGAGCGAGCUCGAUCCAACUGGUGCUGGAGAUAGUUUCUUGGGUGGAUUCACUGCGGGGCUCUAUCGAGGCCUGUCCGUCGAGAAGGCUGUGGUGGUGGGGAAUUAUUUUGGAGCGCUCGCUGUGUCUCAUGUGGGAAUUCCUACGCUCACGCAGUUCCAAGUCAAGGAUUCAGAUAAACUUUUUUCUGGCAACGAUUGUAGGCUUGCCUGAGCAACCUUUGCUACAGCGGCAUAGUACAAUUCUUAUUUUUUCUUGAUCCAGAAGAAUUCCAGAUAUACAGCAGGCAAUAAACAUAAGAGAGGGGCUUAUGAUUCUCCUCACGACAGCGUAAGGUUGCAAUGAUGUUUGCGAUGAUCUUUGCUAAUCACUGUAUGUUGACUAAGCCAUAGCUCGAAAGAAGGUGAGCGAGAGUAAAGCUUA
This is a messenger RNA of Selaginella moellendorffii, 1155 nucleotides long. Its product is annotated as inositol 3-kinase. The record is from RefSeq and is a predicted model, not a curated record. The transcript has 2 exons. NCBI's taxonomy places the organism in Eukaryota, Viridiplantae, Streptophyta, Lycopodiopsida, Selaginellales, Selaginellaceae. Gene Ontology annotation, molecular function: kinase activity. The coding region runs from base 1 to 945 and encodes 314 amino acids. Gene Ontology annotation, biological process: myo-inositol hexakisphosphate biosynthetic process.